Messenger RNA from Lachnellula hyalina, 1665 nucleotides. RefSeq lists its product as uncharacterized. Bases 1 to 1665 code for a protein of 554 amino acids. The record is from RefSeq and is a predicted model, not a curated record. Lineage: Eukaryota; Fungi; Ascomycota; Leotiomycetes; Helotiales; Lachnaceae. The transcript is spliced from 3 exons.
AUGGAUUCUCUUCCUACCGAGAUCCUAGGGCUGGUCCUCCGGUUCAACGUAGACAUGUGCCGGCACGACAAGAACCUGGUCCUCCCACUUCGACUCGUCUGCAAGGCAUUCGAUGCUGCCCUUAAACCAUACAUAUUCAGGACUGUGCAGCUGGAGUUUUCGCGGUUCUUGAAGGAUGCUACGCCGAAUACAGACAGCCUGGCAAGGGUGGGGCACUUGUGCGGUGCAGUCUAUAUGGAUAUGAUGGUGGUUAGAGACGAAGAAGAAAUCACUCGUCUCUCCGACAUCUUUCGAGGACUGGUCUCUAAAGUGCCUGAAAUGGUACCACUUCUCGAAGAUUUACGAAGGCAUUGCAUGAGUGAGUCUACAUUUGACGAGACGGAUUUCCGAAGAGUAUUGGAGAACGUCCUUGAACACAUCCCAAAUACAAGCCGAUUAAAGAUGAACCUACCCUUCCAAGUCGUCGGCGACCAGAGUUUGACAGCCACCCUUCUUCUGGCAACUACAUUCGCAUCCCUAGCAAAGCGUGACGAAGAACAUCUAUCCCUCGAAACCCUUGUCAUAGACCACGUUAGCGAUACCACGAUCAACAAUAUCUGCAAUAAUCCUAUAGAUCUCAAGAACGCUAUGAAAACGUUCAAGGAGUUAACGCAUCUGGUUUUGUCAUUUAAGAGACAAGAAAAGCGAAACUCGACCUUCAAUAGGAACCUGUGGUUUUUGAUUCGAAAAGCAGGUAAGCUUGGCAGCCUUUGCCUAGUUGGAUGGAACGUGAAAAGGGACAUCAAGACCCGGCGGCACCGACAUAGAGGGGUUACCAUGAACGACUGGAGGAUGCGUUCACUGCCGUAUCCACUAGAGACUUCCCUAAGCUUCAACCGCUUGCGAUUUUUGGAACUCAAACGUAUUGAUAUCGACCCUAGUCAGCUAGUGCAACUCAUCCAAGAUUGUUCGGGGACUCUCAAAGAACUAUAUCUCGUAGAGGUUUAUAUCAAGGUAAACGGUACGGCGGAUGAGGACAAUAUUGCAUUAUGGAUAGGUCUCCACGAUUCUCCAACUCCAAUGGGCGCUUGUUGGGUCGCUCAAGCUCUGCACAACAUGAAGAGCUUGGAACUAGAUGUACUGCGAGUCACAGGCCUCGGAUACGAUGAUUUUGAGCCAGACGAAGACUCCUUACACCCCAGUUACGACCUCAGAGAUCCUAGCGGUUCUGGCAAGUCAUUCGACCAGCGAUUCGUCGAGGCGGUCAUGCGGGCUGACAUUGAUAUUGCUACUAAAACUACUCAGUCGUCAAAGACCGUUUCUCCCGAACCAUUACCUGAGCAAGACAUAGUCCUGCCUACGGUCGUUUCAACCGCAGUCUCAACCGCAGGUCCCGCAGCACAAGAGUCAGAAGUGGCCAUCCCAGACCCUGAAUCUCUAGGGCAACGCAGCGACUACGAUGCAGAUACAUUUCAACGCCACCACAACACCACAUCACAUUUCAAGCGCAGCAUAGACGGCUACUUCACCAACCACAACGAAUCAGCCCUCAAAGAACUACAGAAUCUGAUCAGUGUGGCAGAUAGGGGCAUGUCGCUCAUCAGCCAGGAGAUUGAGAGGUAUAGAGUUGCGACAGUUGAUCCGACGACUGGAGGCAUAGUGACGGCUCCGACGCCGUGGCCUUGA